This is a messenger RNA of Drosophila rhopaloa, 724 nucleotides long. It is a transcript of the gene elfless, whose product is annotated as E3 ubiquitin-protein ligase COP1. Gene Ontology annotation, molecular function: transcription factor binding. The transcript has 2 exons. The coding region runs from base 176 to 724 and encodes 182 amino acids. The record is from RefSeq and is a predicted model, not a curated record. Lineage: Eukaryota; Metazoa; Arthropoda; Insecta; Diptera; Drosophilidae. Gene Ontology annotation, biological process: positive regulation of transcription by RNA polymerase II.
CAUUUAAAUACUAGAUUUCCGUCCCGACACUAAUGAAUUUAAGAAAUACGACGCACAUGGAGUUUAGUUUUGACAGCUUACUUUCAAUUGCAAUUACAAGCAAGAAAAUUGAUUUGAUUUGAUUUUUAAAGCCAUCGAAUCUGCCGCAAUCUCCAUUGGCAAAGAAGGCAAUUCAAUGGAAUCCGACAGUUCCAGCUCGGUCUCCAGCUCGGGCUCCAUAUCCAGUGCGAACUCCGAUGUCUCCACAAGGACCAACGCAAGCUCAGGUUCUAACUCAAGCGCUACCGCCAGCUCAAGCACUACUGCAAGCACUAGUUCCUUCACCACAACAAGCUUCUUCGCCAGCACAAGCUCCUACGGCAGGACACGCUCCUUCGCCAGGACAAGCUUCUUCGCCAGCACAAGCUCCUUCGCCAGCACAAGCUCCUUACCCAGCAUGAGUUCCAACGAAAGCUCAACUUCAACGCGGAAACGUAAGCAAAGGACCCCGAAGCGUGCCGGCAGUAAGUCAAAAAAGGCCAAAUCCGAAAUGCCGAAGACCCAGGGAUCCUGCGAUUCCUACAAGUGUCCUGUGUGCCUGGAGGACGUGCGCCUAGGGCAGCCGGUGUCCACCGCAUGUGGCCACGUCUUCUGCCAAAAAUGCAUCCGGGACAGCAUUAGGGCCACGCAGAAGUGCCCCUUGUGCGGCGUUAAAGCACCGAAAUAUCAUCGGAUUUACCUGUGA